Messenger RNA from Phragmites australis (common reed), 1529 nucleotides. Its product is annotated as serine/threonine-protein kinase SAPK2. The transcript has 9 exons. Lineage: Eukaryota; Viridiplantae; Streptophyta; Magnoliopsida; Poales; Poaceae. The coding region runs from base 327 to 1346 and encodes 339 amino acids. Gene Ontology annotation, molecular function: protein serine/threonine kinase activity; ATP binding. The record is from RefSeq and is a predicted model, not a curated record. Gene Ontology annotation, biological process: intracellular signal transduction; protein phosphorylation.
ACUGGUGUGGCUACAUGGCUACGUCUCUCUUCUCCCACUUCGACUCGGCCCUAUCAAAAGCCAGGAAAGCUCUUCCACACCGCACUCUCGCCUUCCAUCUUCCCCUCCUCUUCCCCCACAUCCAGCCGCGAAUCAUUCCUUGCUCAGUUGCUUCCUCCCUCCUGCUGUUCCCUCCACAGUCCACUCCACUUAUCAGCCUGCUGCUUAGUUUUUGACUGAUUGGCGGAGUAGCUGCUGUUUCUUGCUCCUGUUCUUGCGUUCAGGCCAGUGCGAAUUCGAAGCUGAGCCUUGAGAGGCCAAGAAGCAAGUACGCAAGGGAAGUGGGGAUGGAGAGGUACGAGGUGAUCAAGGACAUAGGAUCGGGCAACUUCGGGGUGGCCAAGCUGGUCCGGGACGUGAGGACCAAGGAGCUGUUCGCCGUCAAGUUCAUCGAGAGGGGGAUGAAGAUUGAUGAGAAUGUCCAAAGGGAGAUCAUGAACCAUAGAUCGCUGAGGCAUCCAAACAUAGUUAAAUUCAAGGAGGUUGUGCUAACUCCCACACAUUUGGCCAUAGUUAUGGAAUACGCUGCUGGCGGCGAGCUAUUCGAAAGGAUCUGCAACGCUGGAAGAUUUAGUGAGGAUGAGGCAAGGUUCUUCUUUCAACAACUGAUCUCAGGAGUUAGCUAUUGCCAUUCCAUGCAAAUAUGUCAUAGAGAUUUGAAACUAGAAAAUACUCUCCUGGAUGGUAGUAUAGCACCUCGGCUAAAGAUAUGUGAUUUUGGUUACUCCAAGUCGUCUUUGUUGCACUCUCAGCCAAAGUCAACUGUUGGCACACCAGCUUACAUUGCUCCUGAGGUCCUUGCUAAAAAAGAAUACGACGGAAAGGUCGCUGAUGUUUGGUCCUGCGGAGUAACUCUGUAUGUGAUGCUUGUCGGUGCUUAUCCCUUUGAGGACCCAGCCGAACCGAAGAAUUUCCGCAAGACACUUACUCGGAUUCUCAGCGUACAAUACGCCAUUCCUGAUUAUGUCCGAGUUUCAAUGGAGUGCAGACAUCUGCUGUCCCGGAUUUUCGUCGCAAACCCUGAGCAACGGAUAAUCAUCCCGGAGAUCAAGAACCACCCGUGGUUCCUGAAGAACCUGCCUAUCGAGAUGACCGACGAGUACCAGAUGAGCGUGUUGAUGACCGACGUGAACGUCCCCACGCAAAGCCUGGAGGAGAUCAUGGCCAUCAUACAGGAGGCGCGGAAGCCCGGCGACGGACUGAAGCUCACCGGGCAGCUGCCGGGCCUAGGGAGCAUGGACCUCGACGACAUUGAUUUCGACGACAUUGACGUCGACGACAGCGGCGACUUCGUGUGCGCGUUGUGACGAGCAAAUGGUUUGGUUCAAGCCGUCAGGCGAACUCUCUUCUGGUAUUGUGUUCUGCUGUUGAUCCACGUUGUUUGUUUCAGAGAGCUCCCAUUUUGUUGUUGUACUAUAACAUAUUUUCUGGUAGUGACGCUGUGGAUAAAUAAUAGACUUUUGUAAUUUACAUGUUGUGUUCUUGCUGAA